This is a messenger RNA of Daldinia caldariorum, 969 nucleotides long. Its product is annotated as pyrroline-5-carboxylate reductase. Gene Ontology annotation, biological process: L-proline biosynthetic process. The record is from RefSeq and is a predicted model, not a curated record. NCBI's taxonomy places the organism in Eukaryota, Fungi, Ascomycota, Sordariomycetes, Xylariales, Hypoxylaceae. Gene Ontology annotation, molecular function: pyrroline-5-carboxylate reductase activity. The coding region runs from base 1 to 969 and encodes 322 amino acids. The transcript has 2 exons.
AUGUUGGCCCUCACCCACCACGAGCACAAUGCGCCAGAGCUGACCUUGGCGGUUCUUGGCUGCGGAACCAUGGGAAUCGCCAUCCUCUCCGGCAUCCUAUCUUCCCUGCAGGAGAUGUCGGCGCCUCGUCCCCUGCAGACGCCAUCCGGAAGGUCAACCCCCGCCGACGAGAUCCCCGCGCGACUUCCCUCCCGCUUCAUCGCGUGCGUGCGCCGGCCCGAGUCCGCCAAGAGGGUCAAGCAGGCCCUGUGGGAGCAUAGUUCCUCCGUCAAGGUCGUCCAGAAGGAGAACGUGUCCGCCGUCAUGAAGAGCGACGUCAUCAUCCUUGCCUGCAAGCCUUACAUGGUCGAGGACCUUCUCAACGAGCCCGGCAUGUCCAAGGCCCUCCACGGCAAGCUCCUCAUCAGCAUAUGCGCCGGCGUCACCGUCCCCCAGAUCGAGAAGAUUCUCCACGGCGCCGUCCCCGAGAAGGACCCCGAAGACGACGGCCGCUGCCGCAUCGUGAGAGCGCUGCCCAACACCGCCAGCAUGGUUAGGCAGGGCAUGACCGUCAUCGCGAACAGCAACCCGCCCUUGCCCCCUCAUACCGCGAGCCUCGUGACGUGGAUCUUCAAGCGCAUCGGCGACGUCAUCUACCUUCCUGCCCGAAACAUGGAUGCGUCCACGGCGCUUGCUGGGUCCGGACCGGCGUUCUUCUCCCUCAUGCUCGAAGCCGCUGUGGACGGCGCAGUUUCCAUGGGCCUGCCGCGAGCCGAGGCUCAGAGGAUGGCUGCUCAGUCUAUGAAAGGCGCUGCCGCCUUGGUCCUUAAUGGAGACCACCCGGCACUGCUUCGAGAUAGGAUUAGCACGCCAGGCGGCUGUACUAUCGAGGGUCUUCUAGUGCUCGAGGAGGGCCGGGUACGGGGCACCGUGGCCAAAGCAGUGAAAGAAGCCGCAGUUGUCGCCAGCCAGCUUGGAAAGGGUACUUAG